GCGUAAGCGUUCGGUUCGUAAAUUUUGUCUCGCUCGUUGGUGUCGUAUGUCAACCUAAAAAAAAGUUUAUUUUUAAAAUUAAUCAUCGACAUUCGCACAACGACUCCUUCAAUUCUAUGAUAUAUCGAAUGAGGGUAGAAAAAAAAAUGGGGAUAUAGUAAUUAGUGAAAGAAAAUUUUACAUAGUGAUUCAAUGGUGUGACGUUUAAGAAACACGUGCCUAAUUAUUGUCGAUUCAAAAGUUCCUGUGUAUGUGUGUGUGUAUGUGUAUAUAUAUAUAUAUAUAAUAUAUCUUUUUUGUUGAGAUUAAUAAAAAAAAAAAGUCAAUGGAUUGUUUUAACAAUUAUAUGUGACGAAAGUUAAAACGAGAAAGGAUAAAAGACAAAAAGGAAGAAAAGAAAGGGAAACGUGUUUAUCUCGUGGAUUAUCUGUGAUUUAUAAAUCGUGAAAGAAUCAUUGAUCGAAAAGAAACGGGCCAUAUCGUUGGAACGAAUCCGACGUCCCUUCGUUGAUCGCAAUUUCGUUGUUAUUUUUUUUUUCUCUCUCUCUCUCUUUCACUCUUUCCCCUUUCUCCGGCAACGAGCACACGAGAAAUGUCCCACGCCGUCCGCUCCGCUUUCGUUUAGUCACGGGCCAUCGUGCGGAAAUCACAGCCGUCGAGGGUGGUGUAAUCGUUUAUCGAUUCUACGCUCCAGAAGAGAGAGAGAGAGAGAGAGAGAGAGAGAGAGAGCGCAAGAGACGACGACAACAACGACGACGACGACGAGGAGAAGGACAAGUUCGACGGGAGAAGUGUUAUAUUUCUUUUUUUUUCUCUCUCUCUCUUUCGUUCAACAACGUCGAUCGUCUUUAAAGAUCGAGAAAAACAAUCUGCGAAACAACGCGAAGACGCUCGAUGUUUUCCUAUUUUCUAUCUUCUCGAUUUAUUUCUUAUUUUUCUCACGCGCAUAUAUGCACAUACGUAUGUAUAUAUGUCAUUCCAAAAAAGAAAGAAAAUAUUUCAUCGUAUCAUUGACAAAAUUAUGGUUUAAUUUUAGUACGUGCGCGUUGUCCUUCUUCUUUACAUGAUACGACGAUGUUGUGGUGAUGGUGGUGAUGGUGAUAGUGAUGGUGGUGGUGAUGGUCGCUGAAAGUAGCACCUUUGUAACUCGCGUUGUACCAUCCAUCGACGUCGCGUGGCCUUCCCUUUGAAGUAGUUUCCAAACCGGAAGGAUCGACUUUGUCUCUCUUCCCUUCGGUCGAAUCGUCUUUAUUGGGAAGAAAAAAAGAAAAGAAAUAAAGAAGAAGAAGAAGAAAUAUAAACGAAUAAAUAAAUAAAAGGAAAUAUAAAAAUUAAGGUGAAAGGAAGGGAAAAAAAGAAGGAGGAUAAAUUUAAACGGAAAGAGAAAGAAAAUAUAAAUUCGUCUACGGUUAGUGGUGAUAACUCUUUCGCGAUAGUAAUUUUCUUUCCCAUUUUUCACCCGUAUGAAAGUGAACGGUGAAAGAUCAGCUCGAUGUGCGAUCCCACGGCUUUAUUGGAUCUAGUGCCGAGCGAAGGAUUACUCAAGAGGCCCUCCAUGGAUUACAACGAGUAUACGUACUGCUAUGGUGGUGGUCGAGGGUGUUUAUUGGACAAUUCGGCACCACGGGGCCCGCCCGAUGUGCCACCCCGUAAUCCUACAAUGAGCCGUCUUAACGGAAGACUGCCAGGAAGUCACGCAGCAAGCGAUCACGAACGCGAUCCCGAUCUCGAGCCAUCCUGUCUCGUACGCACCCCAUCCGGUAACUUCUACAAUAUACCAAAGAUACCGAAGAAUGAAUACAACAAUAAGAAUCAAUCGACAGGGAAUAGUCCAAUAAAAGUCGAGCUGCAAAACAACAUGGACAGAGUACCUUUACCUUACGGUCAUGCCCCAUCGAUGAUCCCGAUGAGGAGACAAAGCAUUCGCUGCCAUUUCCGCAAAGGAAUCGAUUGGUGCAGCUGGAAACUAAUUGCGAUAGUUGUAAUUAUGCUCUCCCUUUGCUUAACGGCAGCAUUGACCUAUGUCGCAGCUUCGAACAUAGUAACCUGGUCUUAUCAAGGUACGAAAGCGUGCACAGUAUUAAUCGGUGACAACACAGACGUAAAAUCACCGACGAGCGAGUCGAACAAAACGUCCACAUCGACGGCAACGACGUCAUCACAAUCGGGCAGUGGUAGAACGCGACAGCUAACACCGGCAGGAGGUAAUAUCAAUCCCUGGGCUAGCAUGCUAGAUCGUUCUGUGUAUUCUCGUAAACGUAGAGACGUCAUAUUUAACCGGCAUGCAACUGUAUUAUCGCACGACAUUUCCUCAAUCACCAAAUCCCAAAAUUUCCUUGGAGAAGUCAAGGGAUAUACGGUAACAUCUACCACAUCGAAUACGUUGCAUGAGAAUAAUCAGGGUAAGGUUGUCUUUAUGCAUGACACGGAACAUACGAAAGUGCCUAAUCUAAAUGGAAAAUCCGACGAAGCGGCUUCGUUUCCCGAGGACACGGAAAAGCUUGAAAGAAUGGAAGAAUCAACGAGAACUUAUCCCUUGGGAACAAUGCCGCUAGUCGUUCCUGUUUCUGACCCUUCCAUUAUCGCUGCUAACUACUCGCACUAUGAUACUACAACUACCGCUAUCGUAUCUGUUUCUGGGUCUUCGUUCUCUACUAGCUCUGAUCCUUAUCAUUCGAUUCGCUAUUUCUCUUCUUCAUCCGAGAAAUCAUCUUCUCGUGAAUUGUACGAAACAAAGGACUUUAUUACCGAAGAACCAUCAUCCACUUUUCAUACAACGAAUCGUCGAAAAUACGAGGCGAACACUUUGAUGUCUUCCAUUGAAAGCAACAAAGAUUUCCCAGGAGUUCCACCGAUAGUAGUAGAUGAAAUACCUUACGACGAUGGAGUUUCAAUGAACAUUGAAAAUCGUAAUAUGAUAGAUGAUAGUAUAAUACAACCAAUGUUAGAAACCAGUACUGUAGAACUAACGGAUAAUGUAGAUUCGAGUAUUGGUAGUAAUGCUAUACUUCCUGACACCGUUCCUAACCCAGGAAAUCGAUCGUCUAAAGUAAAUAGCUUUAGCACGGAUAUGGUGAACGAUCUUGAAGAAUACGCCGGUAUAGAAAGUAGUAGUGCUUCUUCGCUAGAGUUAUCUACUACUAUAGAUAUUCAGAAGGAAAACGAGAGCAGAGAAACGUCCUCGAUUCGAGCCAACGAUUUUAAUUGGAACGAGACGAGUACGACGGAAAAAAGAAAUGAGAUCACUAAGAUCGAUCGAAUUGACAAACGGGAAAAUAGUUCGAUUCGUGGGGACAAGUUGUCUAUGAAAAUUGUAGAAGAGACUGCGAACGAAUCUCAAGAUCGAGAACAUUGUCCUGACACUUCCACCGUUGUAAAGGAGACACGAGAAUUGUCUCGAGAGGAUUCUUCGUCUGAGUCCGUCGAAGAUCCUUCUGGACCGAUAAAGACCUCCGAGAAAUCUGAAGAACUUCAACGAGAUUAUCCCAUACCGAUUUACAGCUACGGACAGGAUGAGGUUGAGAUUGUGAAAUUAAAUCACGGCACGAAAUCGGGUACAACGACAAAGACAAGGACGGUUUACAAACCAAUCGAUAAUACUGAUAAGAGAUCCGACAUACUUAAUAACGAAGUAAAAACACUUAGUAAAAAUCAUCAAUUGGAUCAACGAAAAGAUGAUCUUAGGGUCGUAAUGAGAGAAGGUAGCGACGAAGAAUUUUUACGAAAAUUUGAAGAACAAUUUUAUAAAGAGGAAUAUUCCGAAAGGAACGAACCAAUAAUAAAGAAACCUAUUAAAAGUAACGGGCAAUUGGAGAACAAGGAAGAUAAUAAUACGCAUGAAAAAUCGCAUGAUUCGUCAAACAAUGCUUUCAAUGGGGAUACAAAGCUUCCGAUAGUUCAGCACGUGCAGAUCAUCGAAGUACCGAUCGAACGCGAUCACCGAUCAUCGUCGUCAUCGUCGUCAUCGUCGUCCUCGUCAUCGUCGUCCUCGUCAUCAACAUCAUCGACUCAUCGAGUACUCGUAAACGUGACGAUCGCGAACGGAGACUCAUCAUCGGGUGCUUCUCGGCCUCUCUACGUGCUUUCGGUCUCUGUACCAAUGGAAAUCGAGCCAGACGAUCAUUCAACGAAUUUUCAUGAUAUAAAAACAUCAUCCUAUUCUCAAAACGAUAAUCGAAAGAUAACCGAGAAUAUCGUUAACGUCGAACCGAUCGACGUAGUUCGUCUUCCACCUCCUCCUCAACCACCCGCUUCACCGCCACCCCCAAUUUGGGGUGGUGGCGAAUGUGAAUGCUCUUGCCCGUGCAUGGACUCAUCGUCUGACGAAUGGGACAAUUUUUCAGCGAUCGACGAAACUAAUCUCAUAUUCGAACAGGAUUUCGAUCAAAAUGAACUCUUGGAUAACAAUUCGAGUUCCUUCAACGUUCUUUCGUCAAUUCCAGAGAUCGAAGUCAAACCUACCGAUGAACUUGAAAUAAAAAAUGAAAAGAAAGUAAACCAAAUCAGUUUCGAGGAUUUGUUAAAGGGCAAUACCACGUUAACCUUAGAAGAUUAUUAUACCGAGGAGGACAACGAACCAACGACCGAGUCCUCCUCGACUUCCGAACCGGAAACAACUACCAACGAUGUUAUGUCGUGUUCUGCAACCACUUCACUACCCCCAGAGCCUAUUAUAUUGAUUCUUGAAGGCGCACGAACCUUCCCCGCUAGAUCAUUCCCGCCCGAUGGUACGACCUUCGCUCAGGUUGGCCUUGGACAAAAGCUCAGCAAAGAGAUUCAACCUUACAGCUAUUGGAAUAUGCAAUUCUAUCAGUCGGAAGCCGCCUACGUUCGUUUUGACUACAACAUACCACGUGGUGCGAGCAUCGGUGUAUACGCAAGAAGAAACGCUUUACCAACACACACGCAAUACGACCUCCUGGAAGUGCUCAGCGGAUUCAAAGCUCGGACCACCAGGGCGUCCCAUGUUAGUGUUAUUCCGUCUAUAAAGAAAGAAGUAACUCAUUAUAUGGAACCCGGUCAUUGGUUUCUUUCACUUUAUAACGACGAUGGCGAUCCUCAAGAAGUUUCCUUUAUUGCGGUUAUUGCCGAGGACAUGACCCAUAAUUGUCCGAAUGGUUGCAGCGGAAAGGGAGAAUGUCUUCUUGGUCAUUGUCAAUGCAAUCCUGGUUUCGGUGGUGAAGAUUGCAGCGAAAGUGUAUGCCCUGUUCUUUGUAGUCAACGAGGUGAAUAUAUUAAUGGCGAGUGUCAGUGUAAUCCAGGUUGGAAGGGCAAAGAAUGUUCCCUUAGGCAUGAUGAGUGUGAGGUACCAGAUUGCAAUGGUCACGGGCAUUGCACUAACGGAAAAUGCAAUUGCGUUCGCGGUUACAAAGGGAAGUUCUGCGAGGAGGUGGAUUGUCCACAUCCGACGUGCUCGGGUCACGGUUUUUGCGCAGAGGGAACGUGUAUUUGUAAGAAGGGAUGGAAGGGCGCGGAUUGUAGUCAGAUGGAUAAGGAAGCAUUGCAGUGUCUACCAGAUUGCAGCGGUCAUGGAAACUUCGAUCUCGAAACUCAAACUUGUUUGUGCGAACCUAUGUGGUCCGGUGAUGAUUGCUCAAAAGAACUAUGCGAUUUGGAUUGCGGUCCUCAUGGUCAUUGCGUGGACAACGCCUGUGAUUGUUUACCCGGUUGGUCCGGAGAACUUUGCAAUCUGAAACAAUGCGAUCCACGAUGCAACGAGCACGGACAGUGUAAGAACGGCACAUGCUUAUGCGUCACCGGUUGGAACGGCAUACAUUGUACGAUGGAAGCGUGUCCAAAUGCCUGUUCAAGUCAUGGACAGUGCAGAGUCAGCUUUUACGGUCAAUGGGAGUGCCGUUGUUACGAUGGCUGGGAUGGAAAGGAUUGCAGUGUUCCUCUUGAACAAAAUUGUAACGACGGACGAGACAAUGACAAAGAUGGUCUCAUCGAUUGCGCCGAUCCCGAGUGCUGCUCGAACCAUUUAUGCCGAAGCAGUCAGCUUUGCGUGUCGGCACCGCAACCGAUCGAUAUACUUCUACGAAAGCAACCACCAGCGGUAACUGCAUCCUUCUUCGAAAGGAUGAAAUUUCUAAUAGACGAGGGCAGUCUGCAGAACUACGCUCGUCAGGAGACUUUCAACGAGAGUAUGUUCUGGAAUCACUUCAACACAAGUCGGUCCGCCGUAAUACGUGGUCGAGUUGUCACGCACCUUGGUACCGGACUAAUGGGAGUACGUGUUAGCACGAGUACACCUUUGGAAGGCUUUACCCUGACAAGAGACGACGGUUGGUUCGAUCUACUGGUGAACGGAGGUGGUGCAGUGACCUUGCAGUUUGGGAGGUCACCUUUCAGGCCGCAAAGUCACAUCGUCUUCGUCCCAUGGAAUGAGGUCGUGAUAAUCGACAAAAUAGUAAUGAGUACGGCUGAGGAGAAACCACCGGUUCACGUGCCACACGCUUGUGCGGCUCAUGACUACGACUUGAUGAAACCUCUUGUCCUGGCAACGUGGAAACAGGGCUUUCAGGGUGCUUGUCCUGAUAAAAGCGCCAUCUUGGCGGAAUAUCAGGCCAUACAGGAAAGUUUGCAAAUACCCGGGACUGGUUUAAAUCUUGUAUAUCACAGUUCAAGAGUUGGAGGUUAUUUAUCAACGAUACAAGUCCAAUUGACCCCUGAAACGAUACCACCCACUCUCAGUUUAGUCCAUCUAAGGAUUUCGAUCGAAGGAAUCCUUUAUGAGAGGACAUUCGAGGCCGAUCCGGUGAUCAAGUUCACGUAUGCUUGGAAUCGAUUAAACGUUUAUCGUCAACGCGUUUAUGGGGUUACAACCGCGAUGGUUAAGGUUGGCUAUGAGUAUAACGAUUGCAAAGACAUCAUUUGGGAUGUUCAAACCACUAAACUCAGCGGCUACGACAUGGCAAUCUCAGAUGUUGGCGGUUGGAAUCUUGAUAUUCAUCAUAGAUAUAACUUCCACGAGGGUAUUUUACAAAAGGGAGAUGGUUCUAACAUAUAUUUGAAACAUAAACCUAGAGUCAUUCUUACUACGAUGGGUGAUGGUCAUCAAAGACCUUUGGAUUGUUACGAUUGUGAUGGACAAGCUUCGAAACAACGUUUACUCGCACCAGUUGCUCUUGCCACUGCACCAGACGGAUCCAUUUUCGUCGGUGACUUUAAUUUGGUUAGAAAGAUUUUAGUAGAUGGAACUGUCAGGACGAUCGUUCGACUAAAUGCUACUAGAGUCUCCUAUCGAUAUCAUAUCGCUAUAAGCCCACUCGAAGGUUCCCUUUACAUUUCGGAUCCAGAAUCUCAUCAAAUACUUCGUGUACGCGAUACAAGUGACUAUACUGAUCCUGAUCAUAAUUGGGAAACCGUCGUUGGAUCAGGAGAACGUUGUCUUCCAGGUGACGAGGCACAUUGCGGAGAUGGUGCAUUGGCAAGAGACGCAAAAUUGGCUUAUCCGAAAGGAGUUGCUGUUUCUAUAGACAACGUUCUUUAUUUUGCUGAUGGUACAAAUAUCAGAAUGGUGGAUAGAGAUGGUAUCAUAACAACAGUAAUCGGUAAUCAUAUGCAUAAAGCCCAAUGGAAACCAAUUCCUUGUGAAGGCACCUUAAACGUCGAGGAAGUACAUCUUCGUUGGCCAACGGAAUUGGCUAUCAAUCCGCUCGAUAACUCUUUACAUAUGGUCGAUGAUCACAUGGUACUUCAAUUGGCUCCAGAUGGUCGUGUAAAAGUUGUAGCAGGUCGUCCUUUGCAUUGUGCCUCACCAUUGUCAUCGUUCGACACCGAACUUGCCACUCAUGCCACUUUGGUGAUGCCUCAAAGCAUUGCCUUUGGCCCAUCAGGAAAUCUAUAUAUCGCUGAGAGUGAUUCUCAGCGAAUAAAUCGCAUAAGAGUUAUCGGCACGGAUGGUAAAAUAUCGCCGUAUGCCGGUGCUGAAUCCAAAUGCAAUUGCCUCGAACGUGGUUGCGAUUGUUUCGAAGCUGAUCAUUAUUUAGCGUCCACCGCAAAAUUCAAUACCAUAUCGUCCGUUGCGGUUUCACCUGACGGUGUCGUACAUAUCGGAGAUCAGGCCAAUUAUAGAAUACGUUCUGUUAUGGCAAGUAUACCCGAUGCUAGUGACGCCAGAGAAUAUGAGAUUUAUUCGCCAGAUACGCAAGAGAUUUACGUCUUCAAUAGAUUCGGUCAGCAUAUAGCUACUAAAAAUAUUCUAACAGGUGAAACGGUGUAUCUGUUCACGUAUAAUGUCAAUAGUAGUAAUGGCAAGCUCAGCACUGUCACGGAUGCGGCUGGCAAUAAAGUCUUCCUCUUACGUGACUAUAGUAAUCAAGUAACUUCCAUUGAGAAUACCAAAGGACAAAAGUGUAGAUUAAGAAUGACUAGAAUGUGGAUGUUGCAUGAAUUCAGUACACCAGAUAAUUACAACGUAACGUUCAAUUAUCAUGGGCCCACUGGACUAUUAGCCAACAAAUUGGAUAGCACAGGACGUGGUUAUGUCUAUGAUUACGACGAAUUUGGUAGAUUGACAAGCGUUGUUACUCCUACCGGUAAAAUGAUCAGUCUGACGUUUGAUCUUAGCUUGAAAGGAGCCAUUGUUAAAAUUGGACAAAAUAACAGAAAGCCCGUUUCCAUGCUGAUCAAAGGUUCCUCCGUCGUUACGAAAGUUGGUGAGGCCGAACAAAGAACGACCGUUCUUCCUGAUGGUUCUGUCGGUAUGGUUACACCUUGGGCUCAUACAGUUAGCACAGAUACUAUGCCAUAUUCGAUUCUCGCCGAAAUAGAACCGCUUCUUGGUGAAAGUUAUCCUGUACUUGCGAAACAAAGAACGGAGAUCGCAGGCGAUUUGGCCAAUAGAUUCGAAUGGCGUUAUUUCCUUAGAAAGGUUCAAGGAAACAAAAAUCGUGGCAAUUCAAAAGCCGUAGCACAAGUUGGUCGUAAACUUCGUGUAAACGGUGAGAUCUUGCUAUCUUUAGAAUACGACAGAGAAACUAAUACCGUCGCCGUUUUCAUGGAUGAUCGAGUGGAGCUAUUAAAUAUAACGUACGAUAGAACUGCACGACCAUUGAAAUGGGGUCCAAGAAAUGGAAUUUUUGCUGGCGUUGAACUCGAAUACGAUCGAUUUAGUAGAUUAACUAGUUGGACCUGGGGAGACAUAAGUGAAACUUAUGGUUUCGAUAGAGCUGGCCGAUUAUACGAAAUUAAAUAUAGCGAUGGAACGUCAAUGAUCUAUGCUUUUAAAGAUAUGUUCAGCAGUUUACCACUGAAAGUUACCACUCCACGUGGAAGUGAUUAUUUGUUACAAUAUGACGAAGCUGGUGCUCUUCAAUCUCUUACAACACCUCGAGGACAUAUUCAUGCGUUCUCCCUUCAAACAUCUCUCGGAUUCUAUAAGUAUCAAUAUUAUUCGCCCAUGAAUCGACAUCCAUAUGAAAUUCUUUACAACGACGAUGGACAGAUACUUGCUAAGGUUUAUCCACAUCAGAGUGGUAAAGUGGCAUACGUUUAUGAUCAUACUGGAAAAUUGGAAACCACUUUGGCAGGCUUGUCUUCUAUACAUUAUACGUAUCAAGAAACAACAAGUCUUGUUCGUAGCAUCGACAUCAACGAGCCAAAUUUUGAAAUGCGUAUUGAGUACAAAUAUCACGCAGGAAUUGUCAAAGACGAGAAAAUCAAAUUCGGAAGUAAAAGUGGCAUGGACAAUGCGCAUUAUCGUUAUCAAUACGACGGAAAUGCACGUAUAUCUGGUAUCGAGGUGGACAUCAAUGGAAAACAACUUCCACAGUUACGAUUAAAAUACAAUCAGAAUCUUGGUGUAUUGGAAGGUGUCGGUGAUCUCAGAAUCUAUAGGAACGUAUUCAAUAGAUCGGUCAUGCAAGAUAGUAGCAAGCAGUUUUUCACUGUCACAGAUUAUGACGAACAUGGUCGUGUUAAAACUGUUCUAAUGAACAUUCGUUCUCUGGAUGUAUUUAGAAUGGAACUCGAAUAUGAUAAUAGAAAUCGUAUCAAGAUGAGAAAAUUGAUGAUCGGUAAGGAUUCCAUGGAAAAGAAAGAAUGGUCUAGAAUGGAUAAGAUUACGUAUAACGCAGAUAGUCACGUACUUGAGGUAGCAGAUACGGAUAUAAAUUGGCAAUACGCAUACGAUGAGAAUGGUAAUAUAGUUGGUGUUACCGAACAUAACGAAAAGAUCGUAUUAGGUUAUGAUAGCGGAGAUCGGGUAGUUCAAUAUGGCGACGUAGAAUUUAAUUCUUACGAUGGCCGAGGAUUUGUCGUUAUUAGAGGAGAACACAAAUACAGGUAUAAUUCUAGAGGACAGCUUAUUCAUGCAUCGGAACACAAGAAAUUCCAAAUCUGGUACUUUUACGAUGAUCGUGGCAGAUUGGUAUCUUGGAACGACGAUCGAGAAAAUAUCACUCAAUUCUUUUAUGCCAAUCCAAAGACGCCAGAUUUGAUAACUCACGUACACUUUCCAAAAUCUUCUAAGACGUUCCGAUUCCUCUACGAUCAACGUGAUUUCUUAAUGACGGUCGAAACCUCCGAACAAAGAUUUUAUGUUGCAACCGAUCAAAAUGGUUCACCCUUGGCUCUUUUCGAUACCAAUGGAAAUCUUAUUAAAGAAAUGCGUCGUACGCCAUUCGGGAAAAUCAUCAAGGACACCAAUCCUGACUUUUACUUGCCCAUCGAUUUUCACGGCGGUCUAUUCGAUCCAAACACGAAAUUGAUAUAUCUUAACAAGAGACUAUACGAUCCAACCGUAGGACAAUGGAUGACACCUGCCUGGGAACAAAUGGCGAACGAGCUAACAACGCCAACCGACAUAUUCAUUUAUCGUUUCCGUAACAACGAUCCAAUCAAUUUCAAACAGAACGUCGAAUACAUGACGGACUUGGCAAGCUGGCUUAAACUUUAUGGCUACGAUAUCUCUUCAAUGCUCGGCUCUGAAUAUACAAAACAAAUGGUUUAUCAACCAAGUGCUACGAUCACCUCUCCACAAUUAACUCCUGAUUUUGGUGUUAUGUCAGGAUUACAAUGUAUCGUCAAUCGUGUUCAUGAAAAAUUCUCCGAUUUAGGAUUUGUACCAAAGCCUUUAUUAAAAUUGGAACCUAAAACGAGAAAUCUUCUUCCAAGAGUAGCACAUCGCCGUGCGGUAUUUGGUGAAGGAAUACUUGUAUCUAGAGUCGGUGGUAGAGCAUUGGUUAGCGUUGUGGACGGUGUUAACACUGUUGUCCAAGACGUGGUGACGUCGGUCUUCAACAAUUCUUAUUUCUUGCCUCUUCACUUCAGUGUACACGAUCAGGAUGUCUUUUAUUUUGUCAAGGACAACGCCUUAAAAAUCCGAGACGAUAUGGAAGAACUCCAAAGGCUUGGCGGUAUGUUUAAUGUUUCCACUCACGAAACAACCGAACACGGAGCAGGAACGUGGAAGGAAUUGAGACUUCAUAAUCCAGAUGCAGCGGUUGUUAUAAAAUAUGGUGCAGAUCCGGAACAAGAAAGGCACAGGAUAUUGAAACACGCUCAUAAACGAGCAGUCGAGAGAGCAUGGGAAAUAGAAAAACAAUUGGUAAUGGCUGGUUUUCAAGGUAGAGGGGACUGGUCGAAAGAAGAAAAAGAUGAGCUUUUAAAUCGUGGCACCGUUGAUGGUUACGAAGGUGUCGACAUUCACAGUGUCCAUAGGUAUCCCCAAUUAGCCGAUGAUCCUGGUAACGUAGCAUUCACCAGGGAUACCAAGAGGAAAAGACGAAAGAGCGGCAAUAGACGUAGCAGAAGCCAUAGGCACGACUCGUGAUUCGAAAGGACAAUGCGAGCUCGGGAGAUCCUUUGGGACUUGAUUCGCGUGCCCGCGUGAAUCUCGUGGUGAAAAUAAGUGAUGGCAAGGAGAAAGGAAACAAAUGAUAAUAAUCUUUCUCGCUAUCUCUUCUCGACGCACUCAAGGGGAGUAGUAUUAUGAACGUUGAUAUGGUGAAUUGGGAUUGGGAAAUUUGAGGGAUAGAGAGAGAGAGAGAGAGAGAGAGAGAGAGAGAGAGAGAAAAGAGGAAGUGGCGGCAUAGGAAAAGUGAAGGAGAUGGGAUAGGGAAAUUUAAAAAUGUACAAUCUCUCUCUCUUGAUCGUUCGCUCCGCGUCCAAUGACGUGUCAACUAAAAUCGUGCAUAAAUCCUAAAUUCCGGUAAAAGGAAACGCGUUAAAUUUGUAUUCUUUAUAACGAUUAUUCUCUUCUCGUUGCUGUUGACAUAUUCGUUUCGGGAAAAAUAAUAAUAAUAAUAAUAAUAAUAAUAAUAAUAAUAAUAAUAAUAAUAAUAAUAAUAAUAAUAAUAAUAAUGACGAAACGAAUAAAGAAAUUUAAAGAGACUUCGGAUAUUGUUCUAUACAGUAUGAUCUCAAAAGGAGAAAAGGUUUUUAAAUCGAAUGAAGUGUUACGCAUAUACUUUAAAGGUGCCGUCCGUGACGAUUGAAUAUCUAGAAAAACGAGUGCGUGAUAAAGAGAGGGCGAGGAUACGGGAAAAGUAGAAUAAAAGAAAUAAGAAGAAGAAGAAGAAGAAGCAGAAAAAAGAAGAAAAAGAAGAUGAUAGUCUCGCAUAUUCGUUGGAACGUCGAUCAUUGAAAACGGGAUUUCGAAUAACGUGUGUGUCCUAUGUGAUCAUCAUCACAGGGUCUCUACGAUGUGACAUAUGAGUAAUAAAAUGACGUUUCGACGUUUGAUUAUCGAGACACGUACGUGUUCGUCCGAAGAUAAAACCGAGAGGAGUAUAUGAAUGAAGAUGAAAAAAAAAACAAAAAGAAAAAGAAAAAAAAGAAAAGAAGAAGAAGAAGAAAGAAAGAAAGAAAUACACUAGCGUACUUUCCCACACGUCAGAUAUUUUUAACAUGACGUAAUUAUGUGUAUUAGAGAAAGAAAGAGAGAAAGGGAGAGACAGAGAGAGAGAGAGAGAGAAGAGAGAGAGAAGAGAGAGAGACAGACGCGAGCAAUUGUAAAUAAAGCUAAUCGAUUAAUGGUAAAUGUAGAUAAUAUACAUAUGAACACACAUAUAUAUAUACAUAUAUAUAUAUAUAUAUAUAUAUAUAUAUAUAUAUAUAUAUAUAUAUAUAUGAACGCGAAACUCUCGGUUAAAACCGGGGGAUAGAACUGUCGAUAAAGAAAAAAAAAA
Vespa mandarinia (Asian giant hornet) is the source of this 13133-nucleotide messenger RNA. RefSeq names its product teneurin transmembrane protein Ten-m (gene Ten-m). NCBI's taxonomy places the organism in Eukaryota, Metazoa, Arthropoda, Insecta, Hymenoptera, Vespidae. The record is from RefSeq and is a predicted model, not a curated record. Gene Ontology annotation, biological process: motor neuron axon guidance.